AUGAUAACAAGCUUCUUCGACCAAUUCGCAAGCCCAUCAUACCUGGGAAUCCCCCUAAUCGCAAUCGCAAUUGCACUACCAUGAGUUCUUUAUCCAACCCCAUCAUCCCGAUGAAUCAAUAACCGACUUAUUACAAUCCAAGGAUGGUUCAUUAACCGAUUUACAAACCAACUGCUACUCCCCCUAAAUGUAGGAGGCCACAAAUGAGCACUUUUACUAGCCUCACUAAUAAUUUUCCUAAUUACUAUUAAUAUAUUAGGCCUACUUCCAUACACCUUCACACCUACAACACAACUAUCACUCAACAUAGGAUUUGCCGUACCACUGUGACUCGCCACAGUAAUUAUUGGAAUACGUAACCAACCUACAGUUGCCCUGGGACCCCUUCUCCCAGAAGGAACACCCAUUCCUCUAAUCCCAGUACUUAUUAUUAUCGAAACAAUCAGCCCACUUAUCCGACCACUAGCCCUAGGAGUCCGACUUACAGCAAACUUGACCGCAGGUCACCUACUAAUCCAACUAAUCGCUUCAGCCGUAAUUGUCCUCUUACCAAUAAUGCCUACAGUAGCAAUCCUAACUGCUACAGUACUCUUCCUGUUUACACUACUAGAAGUCGCAGUAGCAAUAAUUCAAGCCUAUGUAUUUGUACUUCUCCUAAGCCUUUACUUGCAAGAAAACGUCUAA
Messenger RNA from Labeo rohita (rohu), 684 nucleotides. The record is from the annotation of a RefSeq genome assembly. NCBI's taxonomy places the organism in Eukaryota, Metazoa, Chordata, Actinopteri, Cypriniformes, Cyprinidae.